UCUCGUCGUAACGAGAUCUUUCGAGAUCUUCUCCGCCCCCGCUACCGGCGCCCCCUUUGCGGCCGCUGAGCCGGAGCCGGCCUGAGUACAGUCCUGCGCUGCGGUUUUCCUUCCAAGGACCCAGGCACUCGCGUGGACACCAGCAGUCCACCACAAGCCCAGGUCCCCCGACCCACGCGGCUUGCUUUCCGCGCGCCUGCCCCGCCGGGGUCCGUGUCCUGUCUCGCCGGCCGGACCCGGGCUUGAGCCCGAUCUGUAGCCGGCGCCAUGUCGGUGGUGGGCAUAGACCUGGGCUUUCAGAGCUGCUACGUCGCUGUGGCCCGCGCCGGCGGCAUCGAGACCAUCGCUAACGAAUACAGCGACCGCUGCACGCCGGCUUGCAUUUCUUUUGGUCCUAAGAAUCGUUCAAUUGGAGCAGCAGCUAAAAGCCAGGUAAUUUCCAAUGCAAAGAACACAGUCCAAGGAUUUAAAAGAUUCCAUGGCCGAGCAUUCUCUGAUCCAUUUGUGGAAGCAGAAAAAUCCAGCCUUGCAUAUGAUAUUGUACAGUUGCCCACUGGAUUGACAGGUAUAAAGGUGAAAUACAUGGAGGAAGAGCGCAAUUUUACUACAGAGCAAGUGACCGCCAUGCUUUUGUCCAAACUGAAGGAGACUGCAGAAAGUGUUCUGAAGAAACCUGUUGUAGACUGUGUUGUUUCGGUUCCUUGUUUCUAUACUGAUGCAGAAAGACGGUCAGUUAUGGAUGCAACACAGAUUGCUGGACUCAAUUGCCUCCGAUUAAUGAAUGAAACUACUGCAGUUGCUCUGGCAUACGGAAUCUAUAAGCAAGAUCUUCCUGCCUUAGAAGAGAAACCAAGAAAUGUAGUUUUUGUAGACAUGGGACAUUCUGCUUAUCAAGUUUCUGUGUGUGCGUUUAAUAGAGGAAAACUAAAGGUUUUGGCCACUGCGUUCGACACAACAUUGGGAGGCAGAAAAUUUGAUGAAGUGUUAGUAAAUCACUUCUGUGAAGAAUUUGGAAAGAAAUACAAGCUAGAUAUAAAGUCCAAAAUCCGUGCAUUAUUACGGCUGUCUCAGGAGUGUGAGAAACUCAAGAAAUUGAUGAGUGCAAAUGCUUCGGACCUUCCCAUGAAUAUUGAGUGUUUUAUGAAUGAUGUUGAUGUAUCUGGAACUAUGAACAGAGGCAAAUUUCUGGAAAUGUGUGAUGAUCUCUUAUUUAGAGUGGAGCCGCCUCUUCGGAGUGUUUUGGAACAAGCCAAGCUAAAGAAAGAAGAUAUUUAUGCAGUGGAGAUAGUUGGUGGUGCAACACGAAUCCCUGCAGUCAAAGAGAAGAUCAGCAAAUUUUUUGGUAAAGAACUUAGCACAACACUAAAUGCUGAUGAAGCUGUUACACGAGGUUGUGCAUUGCAGUGUGCAAUUUUAUCGCCUGCUUUCAAAGUCAGAGAGUUUUCUAUCACUGAUGUAGUACCAUAUCCAAUAUCUCUGAGAUGGAAUUCUCCAGCUGAAGAAGGGUCAAGUGACUGUGAAGUCUUUUCAAAAAACCACAGUACACCUUUCUCUAAAGUACUCACAUUUUAUAGAAAGGAACCUUUCACUCUUGAGGCCUAUUAUAGCUCUCCUCAGGAUUUGCCCUAUCCAGAUCCUGCGAUAGCUCAGUUUUCAGUUCAGAAAGUCACUCCUCAGUCUGAUGGCUCCAGUUCAAAAGUGAAAGUCAAGGUUCGAGUAAAUGUCCAUGGCAUUUUCAGUGUGUCCAGUGCAUCCCUAGUGGAAGUGCACAAAUUUGAGGAGAAUGAGGAACCGAUGGAAACAGAUCAGAAUUCAAAGGAGGAAGAGAAGAUGCAAGUGGACCAGGAGGAGCCACAUGUUGAAGAGCAGCAGCAGCAGAUGCCGGCAGAGAACAAGGCCGAGUCUGAAGAAAUGGAGACUUCUCAAGCUGGAUCAAAAGACAAAAAGAUGGACCAACCACCUCAAGCCAAGAAGGCAAAAGUGAAGACCAGUACUGUAGAUCUGCCGAUUGAGAAUCAGCUGUUAUGGCAGAUAGACAGAGAGAUGCUCAACUUGUACAUUGAAAAUGAGGGCAAGAUGAUCAUGCAAGAUAAACUAGAGAAGGAGAGGAAUGAUGCUAAGAAUGCAGUAGAAGAGUAUGUGUAUGAAAUGAGAGACAAGCUGAGUGGUGAAUAUGAGAAGUUUGUAAAUGAAGAGGACCGUAACAGUUUUACCUUGAAACUUGAAGAUACUGAAAAUUGGUUAUAUGAAGAUGGAGAGGAUGAACCAAAGCAAGUUUAUGUUGAUAAAUUGGCUGAAUUAAAAAAUCUAGGUCAACCUAUUAAGAUACGAUUUCAGGAAUCUGAAGAAAGACCAAAAUUAUUUGAAGAACUAGGGAAACAAAUCCAGCAGUAUAUGAAAGUAAUCACCGCUUUCAAAAACAAGGAGGACCAGUAUGAGCAUUUGGAUGCUGCUGACAUGGGGAAGGUGGAGAAGAGCAUGAAUGAGGCCAUGGACUGGAUGAAUAACAAGCUGAAUCUGCAGAACAAGCAGAGUCUGACCAUGGAUCCAGUUGUCAAAGCAAAAGAGAUUGAAGCUAAAAUUAAGGAGCUGACCAGUUUCUGUAGCCCUAUAAUUUCAAAGCCCAAACCCAAAGUGGAGCCUCCAAAAGAGGAGCAAAAAAAUGCAGAGCAGAAUGGACCAGUGGAUGGACAAGGAGACAGCCCAGGCUCCCAGGCUGCUGAGCAGGGUACAGACCCAGCUGUGCCUUCAGAUGCAGACAAGAAGCUUCCUGAAAUGGACAUUGAUUGAUUCCAACAAUUGUUUAUAUUAAAACAAACAAACAAACUAUUAUAAAGCUUUAAGUUGUCAACUUUGUUCUAAAUAUCAACUAGAGCAAUCAAAUACUGGAGAUUUCUUAGUCGGUUUUUAGGGAACUUUGGGGGAGGGGAUAUAGGUAAUGUAUGGAGCAUUUUGACUUCUAACUAGUUACAGAAAUUUAAGUGCAUUGUAUCUUUUUCAUAAUGGUACUACUUAGAAGCCCAGUUAGUGUUACUGAGCUUAUGCUUCACACCUUUAUGUUUAAUCAUGCUUCUUCAGAGAUGAGUUUGUUUUGGAAAGUUCAGCAAUAGCAAAAGCUGUACUAGUGAUCAAGCAGAUUUUUAAGACAUAUGGCAGGAGAACUCUUAAUUGUGCUUCACAAAAUCUGUUAUGGAGAUUGCUACAGAGACUACCUGCCUGGUGUGGGGGUGUGGGGUCUCCUGUCUCGGAGAGCUAGAGCAUGGCAUGGCAUGGAUUAACAUAGUAGAACCACCAAGGAAUGCUCUGAGCUUCUUCACAUUUCACUUCACUUCACCUCCAUCCCACCCUCUCUGCUCCUCUUCCCCCAGUAAAGGAGUUGUCAUUAACAAAUGCCAUGUACUGCUUCUAGGAAAGUUGACCCCUUUGCCUGGAGCAAGUUGUUCAUUGAAGCUUUUAGACCUGGAGACUCUUCCUGAGAAAGUGUGUUUCUGAGAGUAUAUUAACUAAUACUCCAAGCAUCAAAGUCUAAAUAAUUUUCUCUUUGGAAAGGUAGAAUCGGGUAGAUCAAUUUUUGGAUGUUUAGGCAUGGUAAAUUUAACUGAGGAAUUGAUUCUUGUUAACUAUGGUAUCAAGAUUUGUAUCCUGGCCUGCCCAUUCAUAUGAGAGAUGUUCCUGCGUAUAUUUGAGGUAAAGCUUGAAGUCCUAGGACAAGAAUUAAAAGUUCUCAUUCACAAUCAUGUGUUAAGUGUUAUUCUCUGUCAUGAAUCUGCCACUUUGUAUGUGUUAAACAGUUGACAGAUUAUACUCAAAAUUAAGAGACACUGGAUUGUACUGGAUGAGUCUGAACUUA
Molecule: messenger RNA, 3850 nt
Organism: Condylura cristata (star-nosed mole)
Lineage: Eukaryota; Metazoa; Chordata; Mammalia; Eulipotyphla; Talpidae
Gene: HSPA4
Product: heat shock 70kDa protein 4
Exons: 19
Coding region: 268-2790 (840 amino acids)
Biological process (GO): protein folding
Cellular component (GO): cytosol; nucleus
Molecular function (GO): ATP binding; ATP-dependent protein folding chaperone
Source: RefSeq, a predicted model, not a curated record